This is a messenger RNA of Suillus paluster, 1273 nucleotides long. RefSeq lists its product as uncharacterized. Lineage: Eukaryota; Fungi; Basidiomycota; Agaricomycetes; Boletales; Suillaceae. Gene Ontology annotation, cellular component: mitochondrion. The coding region runs from base 146 to 964 and encodes 272 amino acids. Gene Ontology annotation, molecular function: hydrolase activity, acting on acid anhydrides, in phosphorus-containing anhydrides. The record is from RefSeq and is a predicted model, not a curated record. The transcript has 6 exons.
CCCAUGUUAAGGUCUCGCCGUACUCUACUUCUGUUCAAGGCUAAGCACAGACCGCCUAGCUAUCAGCUGCUGUGACAGAGCACACGGUGACAUAUCGCUUUCCCGGAGAAGUUUCUCAGUCCACUCUCAGUCCGAGUCUAUUAAGAUGACGCACACCGAGAGUCCAAAGCCUGCAGAGCCUCGUCUUUCAGCAAGCCUCGUUCUGGUCAACAGUCGCAACGAAGUAUUACUUGUUCAGCGCAACCCACAGGCGAAGUCAUUCGCGGGCACACACGUUUUUCCUGGUGGCAAUUUUGAUGCCAAGCAGGAUACAUCCCUAGAAUGGACUGCCAUCCGAGAAACCUUCGAAGAAGCAGGAUUGCUGCUAGCUUCGUCGGAUACUCCGGGCAAAUUGGUCGAUUUUACUCAGGCUAGAGAAGCUGUUCAUGGAGGACAAAUGUCAUUCUCGACGUUUCUUACGAACAACAAUCUAAGAGCCAACGUAGACACUCUGCUGCCGUUCACUACGUGGGUGACUCCGCCAACAGCACCCAGGCGAUUCCGUACGGAGUUCUUUGUCGCAUUCCUUACGAAUUCAGCAUCGGAUGGGUUGUCUUCAGAAUCGGCCAUAGAGGAGUUCAGAACAGGACAAAUAAGCCUUUUCCCACCACAAUACUACAUAAUGGAAACGCUUCGUCCCAUCCUUACUGGGCCGACCAGUACGGAGAGUCAGAGAAAUGCAAUUCGGAUGUUGUCCAAAGCUGCAUUCGGGCGGAUGGUGAUCAAUCCACGGGUGUUCCGUGUGAAUGACGGAGUUGACGAAGCAUUCGUCUACGAGGGUGAUGAGUUGAGAGGUGGUCCAAAGGGCCGGCUACACCGCGUGGUGGUGAAGCGGAAAGGCGCGGGAUUCUCUCAGAUAAAUUUGCAGCGCAACUUCGACUUGUUCACUCAAUGCCCGGUCGAAGCUCAUAUCCCCAAACUGUAAGAACUUCGUGUUAAAAUACCGUCACAUAUACCAUUUCUUCGGAGUCAGUUAGUUUCAACACAAUUUAUUCAUAUGUGAUAUCGAACACGAUGCGAUUGGUGGUAUGUAGAGAAGAAAGCAAUUUGGCUACAGCGGCGUUUAGCGGAGAGAGUACGGAGUAAGGGCUACAAAGUAUGACAUGUUAAGCAACAAAUGUGGACAAUAAAGAGGAAUAAAAAAACAGCAGAACCCGAAAUUCAUUACGAACAAGGAGAUCCAUGAAGUUAACAGCGGAGAUGAAGAUAAACGAGACGGAUACAGAGUCCGGGA